AUGUUUUGGCUACAACCAUCUGGAAAUGAUUGCAAAGACAAGAUGGCCAGUACCUUAGAAGACCCACAGUCAAUUGACAAUCUUACGAUUCUCGAUCAAGAAAUGGAUGGAGCAGUUGCUAAGUGGCUUCACUACUUGAAACUACACAAAUACCAAUGGUUCUUCAACAGCCUCAGUUAUCUGGAAAUUGAAUUCAUUGAUGAGGACAAUAUUGAUGAUUUCAUAGCUAAAGUUAACAAAAAUUCCAUUACAAGAGGUGCUCAAAAAAAGAUAUGCUUGUCAACAAAGACGUUGAGGGAUCGUUCACAAAAGUUGAACAACUUAUUAUUGGCUUUGGAUUUGGAAGUUACUCCUAAUGAACUGUGUGAAUUCAUGUCGUAUAUGCGAGACAUAUUGCAUUAUCCCAUCCCGAACAAGAAUUGUGUGGUUGGCGACCAACUACAACAAGACAUAGUCCUUGUCAUGGAGAAACUGCUAAAUCAACUGCUUGAGAAACUUGGUAAGAUUCGUUCUUUAGCUGCCCAGAGUCUACUUGGAAUGUCGAUCAAUAAGUACUUAGAAUGCACCUUAUUAAUACUCGGUAAUCAAACAUUCAUGGAACAGCAAAUUGACAAAACAUCAAUGUUUGCUGAAACUUUGAGAUGUAGAGUCCAUAGAAUUCCUAGAAACUUUAACUAA
Messenger RNA from Macrosiphum euphorbiae (potato aphid), 678 nucleotides. The record is from the annotation of a GenBank genome assembly. NCBI's taxonomy places the organism in Eukaryota, Metazoa, Arthropoda, Insecta, Hemiptera, Aphididae.